AGAGCUGCGAUGAGGCUGAGGCUGGAGGGUGCCCGCGCUUAGGGCGGCGGCUGGAGGCAGUGAACCGAGUUCCCGCGAGGAUCAAUGACCUGACGAGGUGCUGAAGCCGCGCUGCCUCUCGAGUGGCCUGGGUCGGUGGUGAACCCGGUGCUCGCGGAACUCGGGCGGGUCCGUGAGCCUCAGUCUCCCGGUGCGUGGUGAGGAGAAAGCUGAGGAACGGGAACCGCGGCGGCGCUCGUGCGGCGCCUGCGGGGGGAAGGGCAGUUCCGGGCCGGGCCGCGCCUCAGCAGGGCGGCGGCUCUCCCGGCGCAGACUCAGGGCCCCGGCAGCGGCGGCGACUGGAGGAAUCUGGGCGUUCGGUCGGGGAUGCCCGAGUGAGCAGCGGGCCUGGGCUUCUGCCCCUAGGCGGCAACUCCCCGGGGAGGCCGCUCGGGCGCCCGCGCGGCAGGGAGGCUUCGUUUCGGUUUCGCAGCGGCGGCGGCGUUGUUGGCUGAGGGGACACGGGACACCUGAAUGCCCCCGGCCCCGGUUCCUCCGACGCGAUGGGGAAGGUGCUAUCCAAAAUCUUCGGGAACAAGGAAAUGCGAAUCCUCAUGCUGGGGUUGGACGCGGCCGGCAAGACCACAAUCCUGUACAAGUUGAAGCUGGGCCAGUCAGUGACCACCAUCCCCACCGUGGGGUUCAACGUGGAGACGGUGACUUAUAAAAACGUCAAGUUCAACGUAUGGGAUGUGGGCGGCCAGGACAAGAUCCGGCCGCUCUGGCGGCAUUACUACACCGGGACCCAAGGUCUGAUCUUCGUAGUGGACUGCGCCGACCGCGACCGCAUCGAUGAAGCCCGCCAGGAGCUGCACCGCAUUAUCAAUGACCGGGAGAUGAGGGACGCCAUAAUCCUCAUCUUCGCCAACAAGCAGGACCUGCCUGAUGCCAUGAAACCCCAUGAGAUCCAGGAGAAACUGGGCCUGACCCGGAUUCGGGACAGGAACUGGUAUGUGCAGCCCUCCUGUGCCACCUCAGGGGAUGGACUCUAUGAGGGGCUCACAUGGUUAACCUCUAACUACAAAUCCUAAUGAGCAUUCUCCACCCAUCCCCCCCAGGAGAGAAAUCAAAAACCCAUUCAUAGGAUUAUCGACACCAUCACCUCUUUCAAUCGCCACUUUCUCUUUUGAAUUUGAACUCAUGGAGUUAACUAUUCCACGAUUUGAUGGGGUUUGGGGGGUUCUUUUUUGUUAGUUUGUUUUUCCUUUUGCUUUGCGUUAGGAUGCUCUGAUCUGACAUUUGACAUGAACACAAAAUGCUAGAUGCUCUUGUUGACUUCCAGCAAAUGGGAUGGGGGAAAUAUAGUAAUUCUUGGUAAAGUCCUUUAUAAUAAUGGUUUGAUUUUUUUAUUUCUAGAGAAUCUUUUUUUCCCUAAUGUAUGCUUUUUUCCUUUUUGCCCAGUUUCUUUAUCACUUGCUGUAGAUGGCUUCCUUUGCAUUCAAGCAGACUAUGUUGCAAGUCUGUUUCAUCUAGUAAACUGAAAAUUAUUGCUUAA
Chrysochloris asiatica (Cape golden mole) is the source of this 1534-nucleotide messenger RNA. It is a transcript of the gene ARF6, whose product is annotated as ADP-ribosylation factor 6. Gene Ontology annotation, molecular function: GTPase activity; GTP binding. The record is from RefSeq and is a predicted model, not a curated record. The coding region runs from base 543 to 1070 and encodes 175 amino acids. NCBI's taxonomy places the organism in Eukaryota, Metazoa, Chordata, Mammalia, Afrosoricida, Chrysochloridae. The transcript has 2 exons. Gene Ontology annotation, cellular component: cytoplasm. Gene Ontology annotation, biological process: vesicle-mediated transport; intracellular protein transport.